Closterium sp. Naga37s-1 is the source of this 3162-nucleotide messenger RNA. The record is from the annotation of a GenBank genome assembly. Lineage: Eukaryota; Viridiplantae; Streptophyta; Zygnematophyceae; Desmidiales; Closteriaceae.
AUGAUCCGAGCAAUUGAUAAGGCCGCCAUUCACCGCAUAUGCUCGGGACAGGUGGUGCUGGACGUGGCGGCGGCGGUGAAGGAGCUGGUGGAGAACAGUCUGGACGCGGGAGCGACGAGUGUGGAGGUGCGCCUCAAGGACUUCGGCGCGGAGCUCAUCGAGGUGGCGGACAACGGCUGUGGGGUGGCGCCUCCCAACUGGCAGCUGGCAGGUGGGGGCUUGGAGAGUGAGGGCGAUGGGGGUGAGAGCCUGAAAGCAGUCGGAACGACGGUCAGCAUGGCGAAGAUUUUCUCGCCGCUGCCCGUGCGGCGGAGGGAGUUUGAGCGGAACGUGCGGCGGGAGUUUGCGAAGCUGGUGAGCGCCUUGCAGGCGUACUGUGUGGUGUCCACACACGCGCGCAUCCUCUGCACCAAUCAGAGCGGGCGGAGCAGCGCGCGCACCACUGUGGUGCAGACAGCUGGCACAGGGUCGAUGCGGGAAAACAUCAUCGCUGUCUUUGGCGCCAAGGCUGCUGGGGGCCUGGACCCUGUUGAUAUCACCUUCCCUCUCUCCCCUUCUUCUGCCGCUGCUGCUGCUCCUGCUGCUCCUGCUCUUCCUUCUGCUGCGACCAGUGCAGCUGCCACUGCCCCUGCGCCGCUACCAGCCUCGUGCUGCAGAGUAACCGGGUUCCUAUCCAGGCCAGGGGCGGGCAGUGGCAGGUCAGCAGGGGACCGGCAGUUCUUCUUCCUCAACGGCCGCCCGGUGGACCUGCCGCGCCUCUCCAAGCUGCUCAACGAGCUCUACCGCUCCUUCAACUCCCUGCAGUUCCCCGCCGCUUUCCUAAACGUUUCGCUUAGCGCGGAUGCUUAUGACGUGAACGUGACCCCGGAUAAGCGCAAGGUGUUUUUGCACUCGGAGGCGGCGCUGCUGUCGGGGCUGCGAGCGGCGCUGUCGGAGUAUUACUCUCCGGACAGGUGUGGUGGAGACGAGUUGAACGGGGGUGGGCAGAUGGAGGAGGACGAAGAAGGGGUGGAGGUGGUGGAAGGGGAGGGAGACAGAGAGCAGCUGCGGCAUCAGUGUGAGCGUGGGGAGGGAAGAGUGGACGCAGCACAGGGGGGGCCAGUAGGCAAGGAUGUGACGUGUGGUGACGGCACAGCAGACAGGAGCUCUUUGUCUCGGGGGUAUGAGACGCGUCACAAGGCAGCCGCUGAGCGGCAGAGAGACUGGCAGAGAGUGCAGCAAGUGGAGGAAGAGGAAGCAGAAGAGGAAGAGGAAGAGGAGGAGCCAGAGCAGGAAGAGGAGGAAGAGGAGAGGGAGAGUGAAGGAGCCAAUGUGGGAAGGAGGGAUGGAAGCAGCAGGGCAGUGAGGGGAGGGGGGCAGCGAUCCAUGAGGGGUGUUGCUGCUCAGGCGCAAGGGGUGGGAAGCCGAGGCGUGGGGAGGGGAAGGGCGGGGGUAGAGAGCAGUGGAGGGGUGGAAAGGGCGCGGGGAGGGGCGGAUGGGAGACAGGCGGGGCUCGAUGCUUGGCUGGGGAAGAGGGGCGGGGGAGGACGAGGGAAAGGGGGAAGCGGGGGAGGCAAGAUGGCCGGUGUGGAUGUGGGGGGACGUGUGAGAGGGAGAGCUGGAUAUGGUUCGGCGGAGGACUGUGGGAAGGGGAAAGCAGUGGAGAGAGACGAGGAUCAGAGCGAGGAGGAUGAGGAUACUGAUGAAGUAAGGGAAGUGGAGCAGGUAGAAGGGGAGGGAGGGGAAAUGCCAGUGGAAAGGGGCAGGAGUCACGAUGGGGAAAGGCAUGAUGCUGCUCAAUGUGGGGUUCAUGGUGGCUUGCAGGAGGCAACCCGGGAUGAGUGGGCAGGUAAAAGUGUUCUGGAACUGCCCCUGAUGACUCAAGAAAUUACCCAGGCUGACCUUCCCGAACUGGUGGGCUCACAGCUGCUGCCCGGUACCCAGUUGGCCGGGCAGCACGAAACUUCUGAGAUGGCUGUGGCAGAGGGGGCAGGGAAGGGGAGAUGUUGCGGCGGGCACGCAGGGGAGUUGGAAGGAGAGGAGGGACAGGAAGGAGGCGAGAGAGGGGUGAGGAUAGAAGGAAUGGAGACGGAAGAGGGGGCUGCAUUGGGUGCGAACCGAGUGGCAGGGUCAGGGGAAGGGUGGGAGGUGAGGGGCGCAGAGGGCAGCGUGCAGGUGCAGUUCAACAUGCGGCGCGUGCAGCAAGUGUGGCGGCGACGCGCUGAGAGGGAGGCGAGGGAGAAGAGGGAGGGGCGAAGGGGAGUGGCAGGGCACGGCAAGAGUGAGAGGCAAAGAAGCUUUGCAGCGGCGUCAGUGGCUGAUGGUACGAGUAACGCUGCACACAGCAGUGGUGGAAGGAAGAUUCAGCAUGAAGGGGAGGGCAAGGAGGCAGCAUUGGAGGCGGCAGCACGGGAGCUGGAGCGGCGGUUUGACAAGCGCGACUUCGCCAGCAUGGCUGUGAUUGGCCAGUUCAACCUUGGGUUCAUCAUUGGACGGCUGGGAUCUGAUCUCUUCAUCGUGGAUCAGCAUGCAUCGGACGAGAAGUUCAACUUUGAGCGCCUCAUGCGAUGCACGCUGCUCAACAGACAGCCGCUGCUCGUGCCGCAACGGCUGGAUUUUUCACCAACAGAAGAAGUUAUUGUAUCGGCACACAUGCCCACAUUCAGAUCCAACGGCUUUCAUUUCUCCGUGGACGAGAGUGCUCCAUCCGGCCGUCGAUUCUGCCUCUCAGCCGUGCCUUUCUCGAAGAACAUCGUAUUUGGUGCUUCUGACGUGUGUGAGCUCAUCUCAAUGCUGGCAGACGCACCCCUCCCCGACCCAGAAACACCUGCUGGUUCUGCUUCUCUCCCUGAUGCUGUCCUCUUUCAUGCAACCGGUGCCGCAAAAGAUGGAACGGAUGGUGCACCUGGUGCUGAAAAUCACCAAGGUUCACUGCAUGAAAACUCAACAAGCUCUCCGCAAGUCCGGCGCAGUGAGAUCAACAACGAGAGCGGCACGGUUGGGGGUCCUUCUCCGCGUAAGGGGAGGUCUGGAGCUGCAGAGGCACCAGCGCCAUCACCGUCAGCAUCGCCAUCAACGAUUGUAGCAGUGCGGCCGUCACGGGUGCGGGCCAUGCUGGCUUCAAGGGCGUGCAGGAGCUCCGUCAUGAUUGGCACGGCGCUCAGCCAGGCGCAGAUGAGCAAG